Molecule: messenger RNA, 5543 nt
Organism: Lagopus muta (rock ptarmigan)
Lineage: Eukaryota; Metazoa; Chordata; Aves; Galliformes; Phasianidae
Gene: TUBGCP5
Product: tubulin gamma complex associated protein 5
Exons: 24
Coding region: 44-3259 (1071 amino acids)
Biological process (GO): mitotic cell cycle; meiotic cell cycle; microtubule nucleation
Cellular component (GO): spindle pole; equatorial microtubule organizing center; gamma-tubulin complex
Molecular function (GO): microtubule minus-end binding; gamma-tubulin binding
Source: RefSeq, a predicted model, not a curated record
GCUCCGUGGCGCCUCCCCGAGGUCCCCUUCCCGCGCCGCGGCGAUGGCGGCCCCGCUGCUGGCCUCGCCCGGCCGCCGGAGCCGCUUCGAGCAGGAGCAGGACCGGACCGUCCGCGCCCUCAUCCGCAGCGUCACCGGCCUCCCGGAGGAGGAGGAUGAGGAGGAGCAGGAGGAGGAGUCGGGCGGCGGCCGGUUCCAGACGGCGCUGAAUUUCGCCUGGUCCAACUUCAGAUUUCACCGUUUUCUUGAUGUGAACAGUCAUAAAGUAGAGAGGACUAUAGAAGGAAUACAUGAAAAAUUGAUAGUUCAUUCUGACCUGGGAAAAGCAGCAAGCUGGAAAAGAUUAACAGAAAAAUUUCUGAAUUCACCACUCCCAAGCAUAGAAGAAACAAAAACAGAUACACACUAUUCCAUACUGUCUCUUCUGUUAUGUUUGUCUGAUUCUCCAUCUAACACCACCUAUGUGGAAAAGCCAAGAGAAAAAGAAGCAGAUUCCUUUUUGAAUGAUCUCUGCACAUUCCCUCGGCGGUGUUUUGAAUGCACUUUCAGCCCAUUCCAGGAAUGUGAAUAUGAAGAGGUUAUCUCAAACAGCUCUAAUUACAAAAAGGAAGAAAAAUUUGAUUGGGGAAAGUAUUUGUUGGAAGGAGAAGAAAUUUACUUUGGCCCAGGCAUAGAUUCACCAGAUUGGUCUGGAGAAAGUGAGGAGGAGGAUGAUACUCAGCCUUUGAGCAGGGAGGACUCGGGUAUUCAAGUAGACAGAACACCUUUAGAAGACCAAGAUCCAAACAAGAAAACAGUACCUAAUGUUUCCUGGAAAGUUGGUGAGCCUGAUGCCCGCAGCUGGCUGGAGCAGCAUGUCGUUCCUCAGUACUGGACAGGAAGAGCUCCUCGUUUUUCUCAUAGUUUGCACUUGCAUUCCAACUUAGCUGCAGUCUGGGACCACCACUUGUACACCAGUGAUCCUUUGUAUGUACCAGAAGAGAGAACACUAGUCACAGAAACCCAGGUUAUAAGGGAAACUCUUUGGCUACUUUCAGGAGUGAAAAAGCUCUUUAUAUUUCAGCUGAAUGAUGGAAAAGUGGUUGUGCGGAAUGAUAUAAUUGUAACUCACUUAACCCAUAAUUGCCUAAGGUCUGUGUUGGAGCAGAUAGCUGCGUAUGGUCAAGUUGUGUUUAGACUGCAGAAGUUUAUUGAUGAGGUGAUGGGACACAGCCCGGAAAAUGUUUCUACUCCAAAGAAAACCACUGAAGCCCCAUUCAGAACAUACCAAGCUUUUAUGUGGGCCUUAUACAAAUACUUCAUUAGCUUCAAAGAAGAACUUACCGAAAUUGAAAAAUGCAUCAUCAACAAAGACAAAACAGUCACACUUUCGAUAGUGAUAGAUAAGCUGUCUCCCCGCCUGGCACAGCUGAAGGUACUUCACAAGGUUUUUAGCACAGGAGUAGCAGAAGUGCCACCUGAUACCAGGAAUGUUGUACGAGCGUCUCAUCUGCUUAAUACUCUUUACAAAGCUAUUCUGGAAUAUGACAGUGUUGGAGAAGCAUCUGAGCAAACGGUGUCCCUUCUGUUCUCUCUCUGGGUUGAGACUGUGAGGCCAUACUUACAGACAGUGGAUGAGUGGAUUGUCCACGGCAAUUUGUUUGAUCCUGCAAAGGAAUUCAUCAUUCAGAGGAACAAAAACGUUCCAGUUAAUCACAGAGAUUUUUGGUAUGCUACCUACACAUUAUAUAGUGUGUCAGAAAAAACAGAGAACGAAGAGAAGAUGAGUGAUAAUGCCAGUGCCAGUUCUGGCAGUGAUCAGGCCCCUUCAAGCAGGCAACACACUAUGGUCUCUUUUCUGAAACCUGUGCUAAAGCAAAUCAUCAUGGCUGGAAAAUCCAUGCAGCUGUUGAAGAAUCUUCAAUGCAAAGAUGGCUCUCCACAGCAGGCUGCAUCCAGGGAUGCUGAAAGAAAGAGUUUGUAUACGCUGUUCCUGGAAUCCGUGCAGUCUCGCCUGAGGCACGGGGAGGAAUCUGUUCCAGAUAUUAUUACAGAGCAGCAGGCCACCAAGCAGAGCCUAAUAAAGAUGCAAUCUAUAGCAGAAAGGCACUUGGAACUGGAUGAUGUCCAUGACCCACUGCUGGCUAUUAAUUUCGCCAGAUUAUAUUUGGAGCAGAGUGACUUUCAUGAGAAGUUUACUGGUGGGGAUGUUUGUGUGGAUAGAUCCUCAGAAUCGGUCACCUGCCAGACUUUUGAACUGACACUGAGGUCUUGCCUUUAUCCUCACAUAGACAAGCAAUACUUGGAGUGCUGUGGUAAUCUAAUGCAAACUUUAAAGAAGGAUUAUAGGCUUGUAGAAUAUUUGCAAGCUAUGAGAAACUUUUUCUUACUUGAAGCUGGAGAUACUAUGUAUGAUUUCUAUACAUCCAUUUUUGACAAAAUUAGAGAAAAGGAAGCUUGGCAGAAUGUUGCCUUCUUAAAUGUUCAGCUUCAAGAAGCAGUAGGACAGCGCUAUCCAGAGGACAGCUCAAGGUUGUCUAUAUCAUUUGAAAGUGUUGAUACAGCAAAGAAGAAACUGCCUGUCCACACCCUGGAUGGCUUGACAUUAAGUUAUAAGGUUCCUUGGCCUGUGGACAUAGUUAUAAGCCUAGAGUGCCAAAAGAUUUACAACCAAGUUUUUCUGCUCUUAUUGCAAAUAAAGUGGGCCAAGUAUAGUCUAGAUGUUCUAAGAUUUGAUGAACUAGUCUGUGCUGCAGAAAACUCACAGGUUAAAGAGGGAACUUUGUUAGAACACGGAACACUUCCUCGAUUUGGACCACAAACAGAAAGUAUAAAACAACAAAUACAUCGCAUGUUCCUCUUAAGAGUGAAACUUAUGCAUUUUGUUAACAGCCUGCACAACUACAUCAUGACUCGGAUUCUUCACAGUACUGGCUUGGAAUUUCAGCACCAGGUAGAAGAAGCUAAAGAUUUAGAUCAAUUAAUAAAGAUUCAUUACAGAUACCUAUCUACAAUCCAUGAUCGCUGCUUACUAAGAGAAAAGGUGAGCUUUGUCAAAGAAGCUAUAAUGAAAGUUUUAAAUUUAGUGCUGAUGUUUGCAGACCGUUGGCAGGCGGGUCUGGGGGCUUGGAAGAUGGAAUCCAUAGAGAAAAUGGAAUCUGAUUUUAAAAACUGCCACAUGUUUCUUGUAACUGUCCUCAACAAAGCCGUCUGCCGAGGCUCUUUUCCUCACUUGGAAUCUUUAGCUCUGUCACUGAUGGCUGGCAUGGAACAGAGCUAGUGCCUGAAUCUGCUGAGCUGCAGAACAACUGAAAGCAGCAUUUAUGUUGAAUGUCCUUUGUUAACUGUAAGCAUUUUACACUCCAUUUUGAAACGUAUAUAGUUAAAUUAUACUGAUGGUUUGGGGUUGUGUAAAGUAUUUUCAAAUGUAAAUAAUGUACAGGUAUUUAAGCGUAUUGGUUGUGGCUGUAUUGUUCUCUGUAUGUAUAUGCUUUAACAUGAGAAAAUGUGCAUUGUAAAAUGCAUCCUGCGUGAACAAUCUUGCCUGAAAUAUAUGAAGUGUAUUUUGUGCUGUAUAAGUAUUUUGGUUUUAUUAUUAUUAUGAAUAACUGCUGAUUUACUGUUUCCAUUAAUUUUGCAGCUGUGACUAGGUCACAGGGCACUGUGCAGUGGUGUGACUCAGUUCUUAUUAUUCAAAAGGUUGGUUGAGUUCAUUUUGGGGAAAAAAAAAGAAGCUAAGAGCCAUUUAUCUUGUUUGCUUAAUGGCUCUGAAGCACUCUUUGGGAACAAUUAUGACUGUUACAAUAACCUGAUAUUAAAAAAACAACAACAUUAACUUAAUUGGAUUAUUGCAGGCCAUAAAAUACUGAUAUUUUUUGAUGUUAAAUGAUGAAAGCAUACUCAUUUUGGUGGUAAACUUGGCAGUUUAAGCAUGAUGAAGAUGACAGUGUGACAUACAUUGCUUUUACCUGUUGGAUUGCUGAGAUGUUUCAGAGGUCAUCAGAUACAAGUUGAUCAUUCUCCUUCAAAGCUUUUUGCAAACAAAACCAUUCAUUUAAUAGUUAAUUUCUUGUAAAGAGGUAGAUCACAAUACACUUAGGAUUUUGAUUGAUUUUGAUCAAAUCAUAGGAUUUUGUACCAAUAAGGGUACAUUUUUAGAGAGGUGGAUGUGGGCCCUGUUCUACAACCCUGCUACAUCCCCGUAAUUUUGUCAUUCUGACAUGAGUACACCUACAUUUAAAAGAAGAAAAUCGCAGCCAUUUGCCUUUUUACUUGAGUAAAUAAAAGAUUAAAUAAUUGGAAUUAGACCAUUGUGUGUGAGUUUCUGCUUGAAUCUCAGUGGUAACUUACUAAAGUUAGAGGGGUGUUUCUGCUAUGUAAGUGCAGUAUAUUAACAAUAGCUGUGGAACAGUGGCUCACGUUAUAAAGCUGUUUUUGGAGCUGUGAAUUUGCUGCAUUACUUUACAUGUAUAAAUAUUGCUGGUUUGUGUAAACAAGAGAUCUCAACAAGUUCCUGCAAAGUUAUGGCUUUUUUUUUUUUUUUUGAGUCUUUUUUGUUUAACUGAAGAAUAAGUCCUUCAGUUUUGGUGUGUAUGCCUUGUGAUGCUGCCAAGACCUUUCAUCGGCCUCCUAGCAGAGGCUAAGUAAAGAUUUAUCUAUUCAGAAAAGAGGUUUUUGGUGAGGCUUUGGGUAUUUCAGCUAUUUGCUCAAAUUUCAGAUUAAAAAAAAAGUCUAGCAUUUUCUGAUCUCUUUAGAGAGAAGUGCUGCUAGUUGGAUUUCACCCCCUGUCCAUUUCUUCUGGAUGAUUUUGACUGCUUGCAAAUUCCAAUUUCCAUCAGUUAUCUCUGAUUUGAAUCUUAAAUUUGGGAUCCUUCUCUUCAACAUGGAAAUGCUGCAUUUAUAUGUAUAGCUUCAUUUGCACUUCUGGGAUUUUGAGCAUGUGAAAACUGAUCUUUCUAAGCUUCUAAGGGAUAACUUCUGGUUUAAAACUUUUGUUGUUAAAAAAAAAAAGCCCACUAGGUGGCAGAUAUUAAAAUUUCAAGGAAUUGAUUUUGCAAAGUUGAUUUUUGUGCUUAUGGCUGUUGCUUUCAUAAUAUUAAAAGGUCGGUGUGUACUGAAGUGAAAAAAGGUAUGUCCUAUGAUAGAAAUGUGCCUGAUCUAAAGUUAGAAGUAGGAACUUAUUUAAAAAAAAAUGAUUCUUGAUUAUGGGGAUAAUGUCUUCAUGAAUUAUUGAAUGAGAGGAAGCUCAGGCUGAUUUGUAGCUGCAGCCAGAUUGUUCUCGUCCUGGAGAAAUGCAAACUACAAAACAAAAAUACUGUUAGAUCCUACUCUGAGCCAAGUUAUCCAGUUUCAUGCUAAGCCACAAGAAGGCGUUGGGUUCUUGAAAAACAAGUACUUAAAUGAUGUGCAUGGAGGAGUGAAUGAUUUUAUAAAGAGCACUAAUCUGGGUGAAACAGCAAGCAUGGAUUUAGGAACUUAAAAGUAAGGAUCUGGCUAAAUGGUCUUAGAAAAAUUAUAAUGUUCAAGGUGAGAUGUUAAAUCUGAUGUCUAAGAAUCUUUGGGGA